AUCGUUGUUGCGGUCAGAUGCGUCGUUCGUACAUCCAUUGGUGGCUUUGGUCUCGAUGAUUGGAACAUGGUCAUCGGUCAGGUUUUAUUCUUCGGCACCUGCGUUUGCGUCAUGUACGGAUGCAACACUGGUAUCGGUGUCAGAGACAUCUACCUGACCGCACAUGAGCUUGUCAACGCAAGACAUGCCAUCCUCAUGUUCCAGUGCUUCUACCUCACCUCUCUCAUCUUCGUCAAGAGCAGCAUUUGCUUUGCUCUUCUCCGCAUCACCACCAACAAAGGAAUUCGCAUUUUCCUUUACAUCAUCAUCUUUCUCUCUUUCUGUUGUGGAUUCAUCACCAUGGUCGCCUGCUUGUCCCUCUGCGUUCCUGUUUCUGCUUCCUGGACAGGCAUUGGAAAAUGCGUCGCACCGCUCGUUAUCAAGCGGGUGGCCAUUUAUACCACGGUAUCGUCAAUGGUCACCGACUUUUCGUGUUCCAUCCUUCCAUUUGUCAUUCUCUGGAACCUCCAGAUGGACAAGAAGCUCAAGUUUACCAUCGCUGCCAUCCUGAGUCUCGGUUUCCUUGCAAGUGCCGCAACAGUCGUUCGCGCCUUCUACUUUAACCGCUUCCUCGCCUCCGUCGACUACGUCUGGGGCUUCUCAGACCUUAUGAUUUGGUCCAUCAUCGAAGAUCUCAUCGCCAUCACCAUCGGCAGUGUUCCUUCCCUGAAGCCUCUGUUC
Molecule: messenger RNA, 720 nt
Organism: Aureobasidium namibiae CBS 147.97
Lineage: Eukaryota; Fungi; Ascomycota; Dothideomycetes; Dothideales; Saccotheciaceae
Exons: 3
Source: RefSeq, a predicted model, not a curated record